Messenger RNA from Punica granatum (pomegranate), 992 nucleotides. NCBI's taxonomy places the organism in Eukaryota, Viridiplantae, Streptophyta, Magnoliopsida, Myrtales, Lythraceae. The record is from RefSeq and is a predicted model, not a curated record.
UCCUCCAAAGAGAGCGAACUUGACUUGUUUCUCAAGCACGCGGAGCAUAUCAACCCGAGACCAAAACCCUCGUCAGUCCUCAAAGAUCAGAGCCGAACCAGCAGCGGAGAUCCCGUGACCGAGAGACCGGAAUCAGACAAUGGAGUGCGUGUUCGGGGUAGUCGGCAACGGCUUCACCAUCGUCGUCGCCGACACGUCGGCCGUCCACAGCAUACUCAACCACAAGACCAACGAGGACAAGAUCAUGGUCCUCGACUCCCACAAGCUCAUUGCCGCCAGCGGCGAGGCGGGCGACCGGGUUCAGUUCACCGAGUAUAUACAGAAGAACGUGGCGCUGUACCAGUUCCGCAAUGGGAUUCCGUUGACCACCGCCGCGGCUGCCAACUUCACCCGAGGCGAGCUAGCCACUGCUCUGAGAAAGAACCCAUAUUUCGUGAAUAUUCUUAUGGCUGGUUAUGACAAGGAGACAGGCCCUUCCCUCUACUACGUCGAUUACAUUGCUACCCUUCACAAGGUCGAUAAGGGCGCGUUUGGCUACGGGUCCUACUUCGCCCUCUCCAUGAUGGACAGGCAUUACCACAGCGGGAUGUCCGUAGAAGAAGCAAUUGAUUUGGUCGAUAAGUGCAUUAUGGAGAUCAAGUUGAGGUUGUGUGUGGCCCCGCAGAACUAUGUGAUCAAGAUCGUGGACAAGGACGGGGCCCGUGAGUAUGCAUGGCGUCAAUCUGUUACAGAUGCAGGUGUCAUUCCAGCUUGAGAUUCGGGUGGAUUUACUUUUGGAUUGCUCCUUUCUACUGCUUAUUGCGAGUGGGCUUAACUUAGAAGUUUGUAUUGAGAAUCUCAAUCUCGGUGUUUGGACUUUUGAAAUUGGCUCUUUAUUCUCAUAUUCGCAUGGGAUUUUCGGUGCGCAUGACAUCUGAUUUCUGUUACUCAUUGUAAACUUAAUUACCUGUUUAGACUGCGUGUUGCGCGGAUGAAAAAAAAUUUCAUAUCUA